AUGAACGCAUCCUCACAAAGGCAGAGAAUUCUAGUUGAAGAGCAGAUCACCAACACCAACAACGACACAGCGACGAGGUUUUUGAAGUUAAAUGGCUGGAGGUUUGAUGAUGCGCUGGACGAGUACUUUGCCAAUCCCCCUAUUCAAGUUAAUAAGUCAGCGCUGACGAAACUAUGGAACAAGUACAAAGACAGCGACGACGAGAACGUCAUGAGUGUCCCCGAUGGUCUUAUCGAAUAUGGCGCUGAUCUCGACGUAGAUCUCACUUCCAUGUCUGCACUCGCUCUAGCUCAACUCUGCGGCGCUACGCUUCAGGCUGAACAUUGGCCCAAGCAGUCGUGGAUUUCAGGUUGGAGUGGCGUAGGCGGUGAUACGCUUGAUAAACAGAAGGAUUAUGUCCACUCUGCACCCACCAGACUAUCCCAAGACAGGCAGUUUUUCAACAAAGUCUAUGCUCAUACGUUUGAAAUGGGGAAAGGGCAAGGUGCGAGGAUAUUAAGUUUGGAAGAUGCCAAGGCAUACUGGAGUAUUCUAUUGGCACCGCAUCUGCCAGAUGAACAAGCCACUUGUCAAGACACCCACGCGUCAUUGAACAAGGACUCUGGCGAAGGCUGUCAAUUCACAAAGCAAAUGUUAGACGGGUGGAUCGAAUAUCUGGAACAGGAGAAUGUGGCAGUUACUAAAGAUACUUGGCUUGAAUUCCUCAACUUUGUUAGAUCAAUCAACGCAGAUUUCUCCAACUUUGACGACACAGCAGCGUGGCCAAGCCUGAUAGAUGACUUUGUAGAGCAUCCAAACCCGCAAUCCAUCGAAACUUGCCAUCAAGACGCCAUCCACGACGCGCAAUUGGAUUACUACGGCAAAAGACUAGCCACGGCAUCCUCUGAUGGAACAAUAAAGAUAACCGACAUAUCGCAAGCCGCGGAAUCCACUUACGGCAACUCAAACGCUGCAAGCUUACGCGGUCAUCAAGGACCCGUCUGGCAAGUUGCCUGGGCACAUCCCAACUACGGUUCCAUACUCGCUAGCAGCAGCUACGACGGAAAGGUGUUUAUAUGGAAGCAAGAACAAGGCAAUAGCUGGACGCGUAUCAAGGACCACACACUACACACAUCCUCUGUAAACUCUAUUAGCUGGGCUCCACAUGAGCUUGGCCCUACACUGGCAUGCGCUAGCUCUGAUGGCAAUGUCAGCGUGCUCACAUUCCACAAGGACGGUACUUGGGAAGCAUCAAUCCUCGCUGCUCACAAGCUAGGCGUUAGUUCCGUGAGCUGGGCGCCGGCUACAUCCCCCAACGACGUGGCUGGAUUGACGAGCAGACUUGUGACUGGUGGCUGUGACAGUCUAGUGAAGAUAUGGUCAUUCAACAAUGAAAAUAAACAGUGGCAAUGCGAUGAAUCUAUUGGCGCCCACACCGACUGGGUCAGGGAUGUCGCUUGGUCACCUAACGUAGGCCUCUCCAAGCAAUACCUCGCCUCUGCGUCACAAGACAGAAGCGUCUUUAUACACACUCAAGACACUCCACGCUCUCCAUGGACCAGCACAAAACUCAACCACGACUUCAAAGAUACCGUCUGGAGGCUCAGUUGGUCUCUCUCGGGCAACGUACUCGCUGCGAGUGCUGGCGAUGGCCAGGUCACGCUGUGGAAGGAGAAUCUAGAGAAUGUGUUUGAGCUGCCAGCCGCUGAAAUUGCAUUUGAUUAUUACAGAUCAACUAUAGCCAUGCCAGAAGACGUCGUACACCUCGUCAAUGUCAAACAAACCUCCGAUCUAAAUUUGCAGUUGCACAACAAAGCCCAGAAACUGCAACUGGACUUGGAGGGCGUCAGCACACAUGUUAGCGAGCUAUCAGGAGACGUAGCAUCCGCCCUCAUCGACCACGCUAACUCCACCCACCCCGAUCUUGUUCUCGUCGGAAGACGCAACCUCGGCCAUUGGGAACGCCUCACUUCCGAGCAGGGCUUCUCCCUUAGCUCUCACCUCUCCACUCACAUCCUAUCUCCAGUCAUCGUAGUCAAGUUUGCUAGGAAUUAG
Messenger RNA from Wallemia ichthyophaga EXF-994, 2034 nucleotides. Its product is annotated as Protein transport protein SEC13. Gene Ontology annotation, cellular component: COPII vesicle coat; nuclear pore outer ring. The transcript has 6 exons. Gene Ontology annotation, biological process: protein import into nucleus; COPII-coated vesicle budding; positive regulation of TOR signaling. NCBI's taxonomy places the organism in Eukaryota, Fungi, Basidiomycota, Wallemiomycetes, Wallemiales, Wallemiaceae. The record is from RefSeq and is a predicted model, not a curated record. The coding region runs from base 1 to 2034 and encodes 677 amino acids. Gene Ontology annotation, molecular function: protein binding; structural molecule activity.